Knipowitschia caucasica is the source of this 267-nucleotide messenger RNA. The record is from the annotation of a GenBank genome assembly. NCBI's taxonomy places the organism in Eukaryota, Metazoa, Chordata, Actinopteri, Gobiiformes, Gobiidae.
AUGAAGUCCGUCCGUCAGAGCUCAUUUGAACAGCUGCCUCUGCGCCCAAUCGGCUUCACGCCAGGACAAACAAACCACUCCACCUCAAAUAACCGUGACACCGACCGCUGCUGGAGAGACGCAGCCGGAGAGCCCACUGCCGGAGAGACCGCUACUGGAGAGACGCAGCCGGAGAGCCCACUGCUGGAGAGACCGCUACUGGAGAGCUCGCAGCCGGAGAGCUCGCAGCCGGAGAGCUCGCAGCCGGAGCGCUUUGUGGGACUUUAA